Molecule: messenger RNA, 780 nt
Organism: Sphaerulina musiva SO2202
Lineage: Eukaryota; Fungi; Ascomycota; Dothideomycetes; Mycosphaerellales; Mycosphaerellaceae
Exons: 3
Coding region: 143-469 (108 amino acids)
Source: RefSeq, a predicted model, not a curated record
CUCACAUCGCUUUGCAUCACUUCCUGUUCGCUUCUUCGACCUUUUCUCGUGACCACUGUAACGUCUCUCAGACCCAGCACUCGAUCAGAUCUGACGAGCAGAGCAGCACACCUCUCAACCUCUCCCAAACACCGCACCAAACAUGAGUGCUGAACAGCCAUCCAACACUGAGGGCAAGGCCGACGUCCAGAUGGACACUGGUUCCUCCGCAAAGGGCAAAGGCAAGGCUGCCGAACCCAACGAUGCCAUGUCCGAAGAUGAUUCGGAGAAUAGCGAGGAAGAGGCUGAGGGCGAGCCAGAAGAGGCCGACGAGGACAACAUGGAGGAAAUCGAUCCAGACAACAUUGUUCAGAGCCGCACUCGCGGCAAGAACAUCGACUACGCCGAGGCCGCCAAGCAGAUGCCGGAGGGCGACGAUGACGAGGAGGACGAUGAGGACUUCCAAGACGACGAUGCAAUGGAGGAUUGAGGGACGAUGCCGCCACGUCUUGCGUUCUAGUCAUAUUUGCAGGAUACCACCACGCGCCUCUUCAUAGAGAGAGACAUGGCCAUUCUCCUACUUGAAUGGGCUGGCACCCUGCUGGGCUGGAUACUGAUAUUUCUCUGGCACGCCGCGUGCCUCUUGAAUCUCAGUUGACUAUUGUGGCAGACUACACAGCUUGUGACGACUUCAGGCUGUGCAGCUACCUGAGCAUCGCGAGGGGGUUCAGCGAGCAUCCGCAUCGCUAAAAGUACAAAAUUGCACAGCACCUUCAACCAAAAGCAGUAUCCCAAGGCUCC